Molecule: messenger RNA, 2327 nt
Organism: Cannabis sativa
Lineage: Eukaryota; Viridiplantae; Streptophyta; Magnoliopsida; Rosales; Cannabaceae
Product: E3 ubiquitin-protein ligase PRT1
Exons: 7
Coding region: 145-1914 (589 amino acids)
Biological process (GO): proteasome-mediated ubiquitin-dependent protein catabolic process
Molecular function (GO): ubiquitin protein ligase activity; zinc ion binding
Source: RefSeq, a predicted model, not a curated record
AAUUUGUGCUGCUUGUUCAUUUGGGUGAUGAAUGAUAGAAUAUAAUUCAGUUUUGUGAAAACGCAUCACUACAAAUUCAAGAAUCUACCAUUUCCUACCCACGAUUUAGGUUUUAGGGUUCCUUUCCUCUCUGUUAUUUGUUCAAUGGAAGACCACAAUUCGGGACUUGUUGAAUCUGAAGAGAUCUCUGAUUCGUUCAUAUGCUGCGUUUGUUUGGAUCUUUUAUACAAGCCUAUAGUGCUUUCUUGUGGUCAUGUAUCAUGUUUCUGGUGCGUGCAUCAAUCCAUGGAUAUUUUUAGAGAAUCACAUUGCCCAAUAUGUAGAAAUCCGUACGCCCAUUUUCCAAACAUUUGCCAUUUGCUUCACCGCUUGCUUCAAAAGAUGUAUCCUCUUGCCUAUAAGAAAAGGGAAUGGCAAACUUUAGAAGAGGAGAAGAAAAUGGGUUAUUUCUCGCCUCAGUUUGAUGACAAUGCUUGUUACAAUUCAGCUAAUCAAGGUCUUUAUUGUAACGAAAACUCUGCUUGUGAGGAAUCCUGUCCUAAUAUAAAGCAGUUAGAUUCCGGAUAUCAGGUUCAGCAUGGUGGGGAUUUCAAACAAGUUACUGGGACUGUUCAAGACACAUCCUGUGGGGAUAUAAAGCAGUUAGAGUCCAGGUCUCAAGUUCAGGACCAGUGUUUGAUUAUACCAGAGAAAGACCCCGAUGAAAAUUGUAAGACGGCUGGCACUAGGACUGCCAAUGAAAUGAGUAUCCCUAAAGAACAGCAUAAGGGGAAUUUUAAGCAAAUUACAAUGGAGGAUGUGCUAUGUGGGGAUAUAAAGCAGUUAGAGUCCAGGUCUCAAGUUCAGGACCAGUGUUUGAUUAUACCAGAGAAAGACCUCGAUGAAAAUUGUAAGACGGCUGGCACUGGGACUGCCAAUGAAAUGAAUAUCCCUAAAGAACAGCAUAAGGGGAAUUUUAAGCAAAUUGCAAUGGAGGAUGUGCUAUGUGGGGAUAUAAAGCAGUUAGAGUCCAGGUCUCAAGUUCAGGACCAGUGUUUGAUUAUACCAGAGAAAGACCCCGAUGAAAAUUGUAAGACGGCUGGCACUGAGACUGCCAAUGAAAUGAAUAUCCCUAAAGAACAGCAUAAGGGGAAUUUUAAGCAAAUUACAAUGGAGGAUGUGCUAUGUGCUGGUUGCAAACAGCUGCUUUUUCGCCCCAUGGUUCUUAAUUGUGGUCAUGUAUAUUGUGAAAGUUGUCUUGUAGUAGAAACUUCUGACAAGAUGAAUAGAUGUCAAGUGUGUCAAAGUUUGCAUCCGAAGGGGUUGCUGAAUGUUUGUUUGGAGCUUAAUCAGUUUCUGGAACAAUGCUUUCCCAAAGAAUAUGCAUUUAGGAGAGAUUCUGCACAGCUAAAAAAAAUUAACUUCAAGGAUCCAAGCAUGAUUCCAAAUUCGAAAGAAGGUAGUAAAAAAGCUAGAAAUGGACAAUGGUGGCGUGACCCUCAUGUAAAUGCUCAUAUUGGUGUUGGCUGUGAUUAUUGUGGGAUGUAUCCAAUAAUUGGGGAGAGAUAUAGAUGCAAAGAUUGUGUGGAGAAAAUAGGAUUUGACCUUUGUAGUGGUUGCUACAAUACUACUUCCAAGCUUCCCGGACGGUUCAAUCAGCAGCACACCCCAGAUCACAAGUUUGAGAUUAUGCCGAUCUCUUUUCAGAAUCUAAUACCUAUGGCUGUAUAUGGAUCUACCCAUCUAGUCAUAGGCAAUUUUUCUGCAGAAAAUUCAGAAGAUGACUCUAGUCCUCACUCUCUCUCUGGUGAUGCUCAUGAGAAUGCAGAAUUCAGUUUAGUUGCUCCUGCUCCUACUCCAGCCCCUGCUCCUGCCCCGACUUCCUCUGGUAGCGGUGAGGACAAUGAUCGAGCCAACUCGGGAUCCACUGCUUGAUUUCAAAAUCAGAACAGAGCCAAUGAUAAUUUUCUUAUCAAGGUGAGAGCACCCGAGGUUGCUUGCUGUACAUGCUCGUUAUAGUGCUCUAUACAAUUAAGAUCCGAAGACAGUGUACAUAUUAAUUUUCUCAUAUUUUGUAAUUGUUUUGCGUUGUUUCCAAAGGCUUUUAUGAAAUUCAUGCCCAAACCCGGCUUCUUCGUUUCGAUCUGCCUUGUGUUUGAGAAGAAUGUAGCUGACUUGGAUUCCAAGUCUACAUAAUAUGGACACUGCCUAGUGCUUAGAGCUUCGAUAAUUCCACACUCCAAAUGGUAUAGAGCUGUGUUUGUCAUGCCAUUGGUGUAUAUAAAAAGAAAAACAAAAUUUUAUAUUUUCUUGUUUUGUUUUUGUAAUAAAUCAUUUCUUUGUAGUUA